AUGAAGAAUAGUCUCAAAUUGUCUCGAUAUAACGCCAGAUCUCAUCAUGAUUAUCAAGAAACUACCUAUAAUGAUUAUUCAGAAACCAAAUGCUCAUCAAUAUGUGCAGGCUGUAAUUGUCAAAUCUACGACCAAUAUUUGCUGAAAGUUGCACCCGACCUCGAAUGGCAUACCCAAUGUCUGAAAUGCUCUGAAUGUGGACUGUUUUUAGACGAAACGGCAACAUGUUUUGUCGUCGAUGGCAAAACAUUUUGCAAAGACGAUUACAUACGAUUGUUCGCAUCGAAAUGUGCCAAAUGUCAAGAAUCGUUUUCUCCGAACGAAUUAUUCAUUCGUACAACAUUCUAUCGUCGUUAUCAUCCGGAUUGUUUUCGCUGUGACCAUUGUGAUCAGCUACUCUUAUCUGGGGAUGAAUAUUAUCUACAUGGACAAAGUCAAAUCCUGUGUCGACAAGAUUUCCAUCAAUUAAAUUUAUCUCAUCAAUCAUUAGGAACAUCAACAGCAGGUAGAUUACAAAAGAAAGAAAAGCGUAUGGCGUGCAUACAUACUUCCAUCCGUUCGGAUGUGACAAUGGCGUGA
This is a messenger RNA of Adineta ricciae, 579 nucleotides long. NCBI's taxonomy places the organism in Eukaryota, Metazoa, Rotifera, Eurotatoria, Adinetida, Adinetidae. The record is from the annotation of a GenBank genome assembly.